Molecule: messenger RNA, 963 nt
Organism: Beta vulgaris subsp. vulgaris (sugar beet)
Lineage: Eukaryota; Viridiplantae; Streptophyta; Magnoliopsida; Caryophyllales; Amaranthaceae
Exons: 2
Coding region: 1-963 (320 amino acids)
Source: RefSeq, a predicted model, not a curated record
AUGAGCAAGCGUAUGAGAUCACUACAACAAGAUGACACAUCAUUAGGUGAAACCACUUUCUUGAGGUCAGCGGUCACUCCAACACAGUAUCAAAGUGCUCGCUUACUUCAAUGUGAUCCUGAUGUUGCACCAAAACAAAAGCGAGCCCGAGCUAAACAACCCAAGAAAAAUAAACAAAUUGGGGCUGCUUUAAUGGUUGGCCAGCAAAUGCCAACCGCAGCACUGGAACUCCCUGCUGCAGAACAUUGCCCUAAGUGUUCGGCUAUUAAAUUUGCUUUUGAAUCGCCUGGUUUUUGCUGUUCAAAUGGGGAAGUUGAGAUUGCUUCCAAUUCCUUCCCAUCAGAAUUAAUCAGGCUUUUAACUUCACAAGACGAUGAUUCUGUUCACUUCAGAACGUAUAUACGCUUGUAUAACAACCUAUUUGCUUUUAGCUCACUUGGCGGGGUCUUUGAUGCAUGUAUGCAAAAAGGCAUUUAUGUUUUUAAAUUACACGGCCAAAUCUAUCAUUUUAUACCUAACCUACUGCCUAACGAUAAAAGACCUCAAUUCUUACAAUUAUACUUCUACGAUGCUCAACAUGAAUCAGAAAACCGGCUCAAUUUAUUUCCUGAGCUACGGCCUGAUGUGAUAGCUAUCUUAAUGAAAGUAAUGCAGUAUAAUCCAUACGCCAAGUUCUUCAGAUCUUUGAGAGAACUUGACAUCGUGGAGAAUACUCAAAUACGGUUAAAUCGAGACCCAGUUCUUGAUCAGCGUGUUUACAAUGCCCCUACAGCUGAUGAGGUUGCUGUGAUAUGGGAUGAGGAAUCCGCAACCAGUGCAAAUAGUGGCCCUCAUAUCGUAGUUCAUGGAAAGGGUGCACAGCAACACAGGAUCAUGCAUUAUUAUGGGUGUUAUGAUCCAUUACAAUAUCCACUCCUACGGCCAUACGGUGACUGUGGUUGGCACCAUGGCUUAAAAAAAUGA